Portunus trituberculatus (swimming crab) is the source of this 5101-nucleotide messenger RNA. RefSeq lists its product as uncharacterized. NCBI's taxonomy places the organism in Eukaryota, Metazoa, Arthropoda, Malacostraca, Decapoda, Portunidae. The record is from RefSeq and is a predicted model, not a curated record. The coding region runs from base 1 to 1764 and encodes 587 amino acids. The transcript is spliced from 11 exons.
AUGAAGGAUUGGGGCAUAGUGAGUUGGUGUGCUUGGUGCUUAGGAUUUGGCAUGGCUGGUCACACACAUCCACACCCUCUUGCCUCCACCCAUGCCAACCUCCAGAUCCGUCGCUCUGUUCAUUCCACCAGAUGCCAAGAUUCGGAUGAUGACACUGAAAAAGAGGAAGAGGAGGAUGAAAAGAAGAGUUAUGUUCAAAGCAGCCAGUAUAGAUCAGCCACCUCUCUCCACCUUCCUGACAUUCCCUCCACUGUGGCUGUUCAGGUGCAGCCAAGUGCUGUUCAAAUACACCGUCCAGAUCUGCAAGACACAUCGCAUAAUGUUCUAGAUCCUGUUGAAAGUUCUCUGAAUUUGAAUACCUCUGAAUUUGAGCCUGUCUCUAUCAGGCUCAGCACUCACAGCAACAGUUCUUCCAGUAGGCUAAUAGAGGGUCCAAAUAAGCUAAACAUUUCCUCAACUCAGCACCCCACUACAAGAGUCAUCAUGGACCCAGCUACUGUGGAAGGUAACAGGAGAAGACAGCUUAGAUUUUUAACUCCUGAAGAGGCUGCCAGACUUCCCCAGCAAACACCAUCUCAUAUUCCUGCUGUCCCAGGCCUUGUAGAAUAUUCUCCAAGGACCAGAAAGAGUUGGACAUGGAGUGGUGCCAGUUAUCUUCGAUCCUUGUGGGGACUUGAAGAACCAGUAAACUAUGCAGGUCAAUACACACCCCGAGGUUCCUCAAAACCUGUCAAGCUGCGUAGUCCUAACACACUAAAAGCUAUUUCCAGUUACCAUGGCCAUGCUGAUACCAGAGACAGCCCUGUGUGGUACUCAUUUGGUAAGCUGGAGCUAGCUGUCAGAUACUGCCACAGCUCUAAAAUGCUAGAUGUAAAGAUGAUGAAGGUGACUCAUCUUCCUCCAGGAAGAGAACACAUCAACUUUGAUUUCCAGGUGAGAGUGAUCCCAGGGAAGAAGGCAAAGUGGAUGAAACUGGCAACACCAGAAAUCAACCAUGGAGAAGACAAUCACAUAGCAUCGUGCUCCCUGAAGAUAAAUAAAUUAUUAGACAAGAGCCUGGUGAUAUCAGGGUAUGUGCCAGACGUUAAGUCACAUGCUCAUCUGGCUUUGGGACAUGGGAUCAUUCCUAACUUCGGUGCACAGCAACUCAUUGACAAAUGGCAGACACUUACACUACAGCUGCGCCAAGGGACUCAGGAGCAGGAUCAUUUGGGCACAGCUCUGGUGGGUCUCUCAUGCUGUGAACGUGUUAUUGGCUACUACACUUUCAUAGUUGAAUUAUUGCAGCUGAGGAAUAUAAAGGUACUACGUUUAGGCAGCAAAGCAGUCGCCUCUUUUAAAACAAGGGUGAAUGUUAAGGUAUGGGCAGUAGUGAAGACAGAAGGAUGCAGAGUAAGAGAGGAAGAGCUGAGCUCCACACCGCUUGAACGACCCAAAGACCAAGACAAGCAAGGCUGGGAGGCUGCCUUUAAGAAUAACUGCUCCACCACUUUUUCUAUAUCCAAGGAAAAGGUUACUUCUUCAUGUGUCAUCUUGGAGAUUCAUGGCCAAGCUCGGCAGACUGUCACAUUCAGUGAGGCUCUACUGGGCAAGGUGAUUCUUGGACCUGAGGAACUCUUUGGUGGGGAAGAUAAUGGCCAACUGGUGCUUGGUGGGGGAUCUGUUAGUGUGCCCGGUGAUCCACUGGACGCCCGACUCACACACUGGGGUCUCACCAUCAGACGCAGGGCAAAGGUAGAGAUGUGGCACAGAUUGCAGAUAUGAUCAUAUAUGUCAUGAUGCUUUUACUUUUGUUCAGGUGAGAGCAUGAAAUGGUGGUUGUUGUCUGCACUUUUAUAGAAUAGUAAUCAACAAUUAUUAUUUUGUGCUCAGAUUGGAUACUAUACAUGUUCAUUGUUUUGAGACAUGAUUUCUUUUCAUUUUUUUGUAUGAGGGAAACCUGGCCAAGGGCAACAAAAACUGUGAUUAAGAAAAAGGCCCACUGAGGUGCCAGUUCCCAAACAGGUUUAAGGAAAUGUAGUUUCAAGAGGACUCCAAGGAUGAUAAAGGAGUUUUUUUUUUUUUUCCAAUUUUGAAUUUUGUUUGAAAAAUGUAUUUGUAGUUAAAUGAAUGCAGUUUUGUGUGAAGGAAGAGCAUUGUCUUUAAAGAGCAGGCUGUGACUGCCUCUUUGUGUUGUGAGACACAAAGGGAAAUGUUCAGCGAGCUCACAGCUGGCUUUGAUAAAAAGUUCACGACACGCCCUGAACCAGUACUAUUAGACCUUACUGGGAGUAAUUAUCGUUUCAACAGGUGUCUACUGUGUCCUCCUCCCGUGUUUGACAUUGCAUACAGAAUUCUAUUUAUGACCUGCUUUGUGACACAUACAGUACAUUAGCCAAAACAACUCCAUGUAAAUUUAAAAUAGUACUGUGUACAAUAUCUUUAGAGUAAUCUGAUGUAACCUGCUACUAAUGAGAAAAUAUUCCUUAAAAGAGAAAAAAUGUAAACAAGAAAUGGUAGUAGAAAAUAGACUUACCUUAGGGGCAGGAAUUUGUUUUAUGUAUAGAAACAUAAAGAGAAUAAGUAAUAAUAACACAUCUCCAUUGUCUUAUAUGGACUGUCCACUAUUUGGGGGUGAUUCUUAUGUGUAUAUACAAAGUUGAAACUCUGCAUCAGAUAUGUGUUAAGUAUGAAAUAAAGGGAAUUGUCUUGUAAAAUAAAUGAAAUUGAUGUAGUUGUACCUUCAUUAAGACUAGAAAAAUAAGAUAUGCACUUUUCCUGAGUUCAUAAGAUUCACAGAAAUGAUUAAGGCUUUCUUUGGGUAUGCAAUAUAAACAAACACAUUUUCCUCAAUAAAUGUCCAAGAUAAUAAAGAUAUAUUCUCCUUAGUCAUUAAGAUUAGGCAGAAUAAGAAGGCACAUUUUAAUGUGUUUAUAAGAUGAAAUAAGGAGACACAUUUGGAAGAAUUUAUGAGAUCCAAUAGAACUAAAAUACACAUUUUCUCUUGUUUUGCUGAUAGAAAUAUAUCAGUGAUUUAGAAAAUAUGAAAGAAAACAUAUGGCAUAUUGCGUGAUUCAAGGGGUGCAUGAAAACAUGCAUAUGUAGUCUUAUUUUCUCCCUUGUCACCUUGCCCACAUCUUCUAUUCAUGGGAAAUAAGAGGUAUCUCUGCAACCAAACUGGAAGUUCAUCAACCAAGUUGAUUUAAUGUGUGUAUUGACUGGAAAUCAGCAUUAUAAACUUCAUGGUAUGCAUAAAAAGUUGAAUGUCUAUUAUAGUGGUUCUUGUGCCUUGUGUUAUAAAAAACAGACACUGGUCCAAGUUGGUGCUGAGCUCACCAGCUGUUCAUCCUUCCUUUGGGUCAGUCAGUAAAUAGAUACCUGAAGAAACCUGAGGAAGGUAAACUGAAGAAAAAUGGAUGUCCAGUGGUCCUGUGCCUUACGAUAAUGGAUAUUACUCACCACAGGCUCAGAGGCCAGUGAGGCCAAGGUGAGCACUGAGGAUAUGCACACCUGUAGCACAUGUCCCAUAACUUUACCUUUAAUCCUUGAACAAAUUCAUGUAUUAGAUAAGCAGCUUUAGUGUUACAGAAAUAUGUAUUUCAACAUUAGGAUAAGAAAUGUGAUACUUUGUAGAUAUUCACUAAAUACAUUUUACAUUAGUCUUUGACUCCUGUAGUCCUAACCCAAUCAAUAAAGGAAUACUUAAGAUUUGGUUUGUCCAGGAGGAUAGAUACCACAUGGAUUAUAACAUCAUAUCUUUAAUGAUUACAGUUUUGUAUACUCAUAGCUUUAAAAUACACCUGAAGUAUAUGCACAUUCACAAUACUAGUUACUCUUUCUAGUCACAUAUCUUAGUAUACAUAUGAAAUUAUACACAUAUGUAUAUAGCUCUUUUUAUCUUGAAAACAAGGAUACUCCUGGUGUGACAGAAGCUAUUUACAUGAAGUGUACAACAGAGGACACUACAAUAGUACACAGCUGAAUUUUGUUGCUAUCUGAAACAUCUUCACCAAUCCUGACCUGUCAUCAGAGAACAAUUCCAGGAGUCUAAAGCUGCUGCCUGUGAUCGCUCUUUCACAGUCCUCACUCAUAUAAUGGAUAAAACAUUUGGGAUGGAAUGAAGAAAAAACAAAAAUAAGAAAAGAUUAUCAUCUGCUACACAGUACAGUAAGCACCUGCGAUCAGACUAAGAUAUCUUGUGACAGGGCCCUAAGAAGCCUGUGAAGAGCACCUGUUAAUACUGAGGCAGGUGCUUGGCCUACUGCAGGUGAUCAGCACAACAUAAGCACCAUUGCCACAGAACUCCUACCAUUACCAGGAGGAAAUCACUGCAUGGGGAAAGUAGGUAGAGGACUAGAAACAACUCUGGUCAUGAGAUUGUGGUAAAAGGAAUGUGGAAGAAAUAUUAAUAACACAAAAAAGUAAUAAAAAAAUAUACAAGAAAAUAUAUAGUGAGAUCCUGACAGCUUGACAGGAUAACCACAAAGCUUGUUUUCAGCCAGAAUACCAGGACAGAGCCGGCAUGGCAGCUUGAGGAAUGCGUUGGGCAGAAGUUAACUAAUGAAUGCCAUAAGGAAGACAAUUGCCAUUACUAAUAGAAAAACAUCAGUUUUUUGGGACAUUCAGACCCCAAAGCAGAACAAGCUGCAGCCAUGGAUGGUCCUUAUGGACAAUGCCAUCAACUUGAAGAAAAAUUUGUUACACAAAGUUGUAAAAGACCACUAUAAUAGAAGUUUGACAUUUAUCCGGUGAAGUUUAAACAAGUGAAAAAAAAAAAAAAAAUUCACAUUUGUUGAAAUUUAAAUAAAAAAGUUAAAGUGAACAUUAGAGUACAAUUUUGGCAUUUAAUCUAUUGAAACUGAAAAGAAAAAAAGUUUGAACAGCAGUACAAUCUUGACACCUAACUUUGAUACAUCCAACGAACAAGAUUAUUGGAUCCACGAUUUGGAACUUUAGUUAUGUACAGAAGAUAAUGAGUGAAGGUGUGUUCAUGAAUGUAUGAACAACAGCUGUGUUAUCUCUUGGGUAUGUCUUUAGUGUUGUGCCAAAUAUCUCUCUCUCUCUCUCUCUCUCUCUCUCUCUCUCUCUCUCUCUCUCUCUCUCUCUCUCUCUCUCUCUCUCU